Messenger RNA from Dermacentor albipictus, 775 nucleotides. RefSeq lists its product as uncharacterized. Lineage: Eukaryota; Metazoa; Arthropoda; Arachnida; Ixodida; Ixodidae. The record is from RefSeq and is a predicted model, not a curated record.
UUCCAAGAGGCACAGAAGAAGACGAAGAAGAAGAAGGCCGCAGCGAUGGCAACGACCACAAAUACAAAGACAACUACACCUACGACAACCACAACUACAAUGACUCCGCUGUGGAAGAAACCGCUGCUCUGCUCAUUCGAGGCCCCGCUCAGCCCAAACCUCACGUUCCCCGAGGACGGCCUGUGCGACAUCAACUUCUUCCAGGCGCUGGAGGGGAAUCACACCUUCCUGAUUACUAAAGGCGGAGACUACGAAGCGGCGUUCGACACCUUCCUGGCGAAAGCAGCCAAGCAGAACGAGUCCGAGCACGGGGUCGGCCUCGACUACAAUAUUGCAAGAACGCCAACUAUACAUACAGUUUCACGGAGAAAGGUGUCAUUGGUUCCUUCUACAUGAGCAAGGCGGAAAAGGAAUUCAUCAGUUUUGACGACUUGAAGGCCCUGGCUAAGAAGUUUUGCAAAGGCAAAGUCGACCUGACUGACAUCAGCUACGGCUUCUUCGCGUACAACGUCGAAAGGGAUGACCCCACCAACGUGUGCGGAAAAGGUGCCUACUAUCGAGUGAAGUUCCUGAGAAGGCUCAACGAGUUCUUCCGCGACAAGUUCAUUUCGCCCGACAGUGUGAUCGAGCGCGCGAAGCUGAUGUAAAAACACGGCUUGGGCGUCAAGCAGCAGUGUAUAGCGUCCUUCCUUAAUAUCGUCUGUGUCGCCUUCCUGUCCUUCCUUAAUAUCGUCUGUGUAAAACUGAGCGAAAUAUAACCAUGAACGUUCACCAA